AUGUCCAAUCUGUACAGUGUACUUCUGGCCAGAUACCACUUAUUCCCUGAAGUGAAGACAAAAGGCUUGACGGCUUUGCCCAGACUAAUCCUCUUCACCUUAGCAAAUGUAUGCAUUACUAGUAUCCACUUUAGACCAUGCUUAUAUUAUCUAUAAACAUGUACUGACAAAUACCUUUUCCCCCUCCCCUAGAGUCAUUAUUCAGUCAAGAAAUCUGCAGCUGUCCUUGGUCUAGGGAGUGAAAAUGGUGUAGUGGUGAAAUGUGAUGACCGGCAAGCAAGAAGGGCAGAGUGA
Coregonus sp. 'balchen' is the source of this 294-nucleotide messenger RNA. The record is from the annotation of a GenBank genome assembly. Lineage: Eukaryota; Metazoa; Chordata; Actinopteri; Salmoniformes; Salmonidae.